AACCACCAACCAAACAAGAGAGGGAGAGAGAGAGAUGGAAUUCUCUUGCAAGGAUUUCAAGGUAGGAAAGUGUGAAGGUGAGAAAUUGGUGGAUGGUGAGACCAUGCCACUAGUGCUACUACCACCACAACCCAACAAGAGUGGCUUGGAAUCGCUGGUCUCGGCUGUGAAGAAUAACAAGGAGUGGUUCGAGGAGAUGAUCGUCAAGAAUAGUGCCGUCCUGCUUCGAGGCUUUGACGUAGAGAAGGCCGAGGACUUCAAUGAUAUCGUCGAAACCUUCGGGUGGGACGACAUCCGGUACGUGGGGCCUGCGCCCCGGACGCAUAUUUACAAGAGAAUUUGGACUGCCAAUGAGGGUCCACUGUCUGAGUUUAUAUACUACCACCAUGAAAUGGUUUUGAUCAAGGAAUUUCCGAAGAAAGUAAUACUUUUCUGUGAAAUACCGCCACCGGAAGGUGGGGAGACACCGUUCGUGCCUAGCUUCAGGGUAACGGAGAGGAUGGUGGAGGAGUUCCCAGAGGUGGUGGAGGAACUGGAGAAGAAAGGCCUCAAAUACACGUUCACGGCGCUCAGCAACGACAAUACAUCGUCAAUGAGAGGCCGAGGUUGGGAGGAUGCUUUCGGUACCUCAGACCGCGCUGAAGCCGAAAGAAGGGCGAAGGCUCUGGGAAUGGACAUGGAGUGGCUACCAAACGGAGGGGUGAAGACCAUCUUGGUGCCGCGAAAUCUAACAAGGGUGUUUGAGGGAAGAAAGGGGAGAAAGAUGUGGUUCAACACCAUCGUGGGGAUGCAUGGGAAGGAGAUCAGCUCGGCCACAAUGGCGGACGGAACGGAGAUACCGGAAAAAGUGGUGAAGAGAUGUGAAGAGAUCAUUGAAGAAGAAAGCAUCCAAUUCAAGUGGGAGAAGGGUGAUGUGCUCUUCCUUGAUAAUUUGGCUACCCUCCAUGGAAGAAGACCCUCCCUUCCUCCUAGGAAAGUCCUUGUUGCUACUUGCAAGUAGGGCUUCAAUUUGUGAUCCACUUAAUUCAAGAAAUGGUCUUGAACACAGGAACCAACUACAAAAUUAGACAAAAUCUUUUCACAUGAAAUAAGUCUCGCACCAAUAUAAGAGGGUUUAUGUCUCAUUUUGUGAUUGGUUUUUGUGUAGAAAUAAUAUGAUCAAGUCUGAGUCUUUGUUCCUUUAUAAGGCAUAUAUAUGCUUUUAAUAUUUAACUUUUAAUGAAGUAAUCAGUAUUCAAUAAAACAUGGUUUCCACACAAUAAGGAUAGCGAACAAUAAUUAAUACAUCAUGUACUAGAAAUGCAAGGAAAUGCAAUAAAAUUUUAUUCAAUUCUCCA
Molecule: messenger RNA, 1337 nt
Organism: Camellia sinensis
Lineage: Eukaryota; Viridiplantae; Streptophyta; Magnoliopsida; Ericales; Theaceae
Product: clavaminate synthase-like protein At3g21360
Molecular function (GO): oxidoreductase activity
Source: RefSeq, a predicted model, not a curated record